AAAACGAUUCCUAUCUGUCAAGUGUGAAUCUAGCGAAGGGAAGGUAAAAACUGCCAACACAGUGCAUUUUUAUUGGAAAAUCGUCGAAAAUGGUUGAAUCCAAAUCGGAAAAACAAGAAAUCAAUAAGGAAAACGCAGACCCAUCGAAGGCAAUGGAAAUCGAUGAGGAUGACGGUGUUCCGCCGAAGAUUUUCACUAUCGAAAUUCUGCGGGUGAUCAAGGAUUUACAGCAGCAGCAUGGUCUGCGCCAUGGGGAUUACCAGCGGUACCGUGGCUACUGUUCCCGACGUGUAAAACGCUUGAGGAAAACAUUGAAUUUGCCCCAAGGAGAUAAACGCCACUACAAGAAACGGGACGUAACGUUGGCCAACCUGGAGAGGGACAAUUCGGACGAAAGGUUGAUCCAUAUUCCGCUGAUGCUGGCCGAAAGAGCCUGGGCCUAUGCCAUGCAGCUGAGACAAGAGUCCAACACGGAACCGCGAAAGAGGUUCCAUUUGGUGGGUAAGCUGAGAAAGGCGACGGUUUAUGCCUUGCAGCUUCAGGAGCUUUGUAAUUCAGAUUAUUGCGACGCUCGAACCAAGUUGGAAGCGGAAGCUUACUCGGCUUGGAUUCACGGGUCGCUGCAUUUCGAGCUCUCACUGUGGAAAAGUGCUGCGGAGAACUUGAAAAAGGCGCAGGUAAUUUACGAGAAUUUGACGCAGGCGCUCCCGGAAGAAGAGCAGGUGGUCUACAAGGCCAAGGUGGAUGAGUUGACCCCAAGCUUGCGCUAUUGCGCUUAUAAUGUAGGGGAAAAUGCAUCUAUGAACGAUUUAUUGGAGAUGCGAGGCCAAGGAAUGCUCGACAAUUUGAGCUCUUUGGUGGCUCAAACAAAAACGGAAAGCAUGGAAGCAUUCCAAACUACGGAAUGGCGCGGUCGGAAGGUUACGGUACGUCCUGAAAAGGUCAGGUUGUUCCUUUUGAGUAUUCAAGAUUUGGAGAAGAGCAUUGAAAAGGCAAAGGAUUAUCCCACCAAGAUCGAACUUUUGGAGAAUGUUCUUUUGGAUUGUAAGGAUGCUAUUUCUGCUAUCAAAGAUGAAAUAAAACAGGAUCCUAAGUUGAGGUCAAGCAACGAGUCAGGAACGAUGACUGCGACGCAGUAUUUACUAACUUAUUUGUCCUACACAAGAUUGAAGCUGACACUGGAGAGAAACUUGUUCAUGGUUGCUCAAGGAAAAUUGAGUUUGGAUGAUCCAAAUGUCCCGGAAAAAGCUCAAAUCGAGGGCAAGAAAACCAAGCCUCAAGAUCUGUCCAGAUUGUAUGAAAUUAUCCUUCAAAAUGUGGUGGAAAUGCAGCAACUUGCUGGUAUGGAAUCAGAUGCCCUUUAUCAAUCUGAAAUUGAAACAUUGACCCUGACAUUCAAGUCUUUCCGCUGCUAUUACAUUGCCAUUACCCUGGUUGCCUUGAAACGAUGGCGUGAAGCUGUUGCUUUAUAUGAACGAUCCACUAAAUACGCAACAGAAGCUAUCGCCUCCAAAGCGAUUAGCAAUGAUUUUGAUUUACGCAACGAUUUGAAGCAACUGAUCCAAACGAUAGAGGGAUGCAAAUUCUCCGCACAUGCAAACAGUGUUCUGGAAGAGGACACCACCGAGGAGUCGGUUCUUUAUGGUAAGGCUACCAAAACAUCGAAGCCUCUGUUCGAACGGCUUUCCGUGUACAAAGAAGAUGCUUCUCUCAACUCGCGGAAUCCGAAUGUGUUUAAAUUGACGCCGGAGAUGCAACCGAUUCCUGCCAAGCCACUGUUCUUUGAUUUGGCGCUAAACUUUGUUGAGUUUCCUUCACUGGAGGACAAAGUGGAGCAGAAGGCCGGUGCCAAACAGACUGCCGGAAUGUCUGGAUUUGUUAAGGGUCUGUUCGGCUGGGGUGGUAGCGGUGGAAAGUGAAUUUUUUAUGCAGAAGUAUCCAUUUAUUUUACGUUCGCUUUUUUUGAAACUGAUUAUUAAUAUAUGUCUGUAAUGUGGUACCAAUAAAAUAUAAUGUUCUAAAUAA
Messenger RNA from Armigeres subalbatus, 2025 nucleotides. RefSeq names its product signal recognition particle subunit SRP68 (gene Srp68). The coding region runs from base 90 to 1919 and encodes 609 amino acids. Gene Ontology annotation, molecular function: signal recognition particle binding; 7S RNA binding; endoplasmic reticulum signal sequence receptor activity. NCBI's taxonomy places the organism in Eukaryota, Metazoa, Arthropoda, Insecta, Diptera, Culicidae. Gene Ontology annotation, biological process: SRP-dependent cotranslational protein targeting to membrane. Gene Ontology annotation, cellular component: signal recognition particle, endoplasmic reticulum targeting. The record is from RefSeq and is a predicted model, not a curated record. The transcript is spliced from 2 exons.